AACAAGAAAGAAAAGAACAAAAAAAAAAAAAAGGUGCUCAACUCGAAGAGAAACCAACACAAGACGCUCAGCGGACUACUUUACGUAGCCAACUCGCCCAUUGCCUCGUGUCCUCGCAGUUAGCAAGCGCCACUUUCUUUCGCCCGCCCCUGUACGGGAACUUUAACCUAUGGAUAAUGAUGGACUAGCGAGCACGACCAUGGACGAACACAAGACGGCCGAUGCGGUGGCGGUGGCGGUGGCAGUGGCAGUGGCCGUCAACGGCACUCGCGUCAAACACGAAACGAGCCCUACGUCGAACGACAGCAAGAAUGGAUCGCGACCUCCCAGCAGCUCUCCGACUGAGGAGAAGCUCCGUAGCGAGAGCGCGUCGACCCCAGAGGCGGGCCAGCCUGCGAAACCAUCACGCAAAACAUCUCAGAAAUUCGCGCAGAGGGAUCCUCCUCUAUACAAUGACCUUCCCGAUGCCACCGAAGAGUCCUGUCAGGGGUUUCAGGUGAUUCCUGACUGUUUGUACGGCUCCAAAAACAUGGGUUCUACCGACAACGAUGCCCUCGAUUGUGAUUGCCGUGAGGACCUACGAGACGGCAUCAAUCAUUCCUGUGGAGAAGACUCCGACUGUAUCAACCGCGCCACGAAAAUGGAGUGUCUGGUUGGCAUGGGGAACUGCGCAGGCGGUUGCCAGAACCAAAGAUUUCAGCGCAAGGUAUACGCAAACGUCUCCGUCAUCAAGACGGAAAAGAAGGGCUACGGCCUCCGCACCAACGUCAAUUUGCAGCCAAACGAUUUUAUCUUCGAGUACAUUGGCGAGGUCAUCAACGAACCCACCUUCCGUCGCCGCAUGGUCCAAUACGACCAGGAGAACAUCAAGCACUUCUACUUCAUGUCUCUCACCAAGCACGAGUUCGUCGAUGCCACCAAGAAGGGUAACCUGGGCCGCUUCUGCAACCACUCGUGCAACCCCAAUUGCUAUGUCGACAAGUGGGUUGUCGGCGACAAGCUGCGCAUGGGCAUCUUCUCCGCCCGGGCCGUCAAGGCGGGAGAAGAACUGGUAUUCAACUACAACGUGGACCGCUACGGCGCCGAUCCCCAGCCCUGCUACUGCGGGGAGCCCAACUGUACGGGCUACAUCGGCGGCAAGACCCAGACGGAGCGUGCCACGAAGCUGCCUCUGGCCACGGUGGAAGCUCUCGGCAUUGACGAUGGCGACAGCUGGGACAUCGCCGUGGCGAAGAAGCCGCGCAAGAAGAAGCCCGAAGAGGACGACGAGGAGUACGUGAAUCGUGUGGAAGCCCGCGGGCUCGACGAAGAAGGCGCGAGGAAGGUCAUGGCCACUCUCAUGCAGUGCAAGGAGAAGUGGAUCGCCGUCAAGCUGCUGGAGCGCAUCCAGCGCUGCGAUGAUCCUGCUGUGAUCACCUGCGUUAUGCGAAUGCACGCCUACCAGAUUUUGAGGACGACGCUCAACACCUUCAUCGACGACAACAAUGUCUCUCUGCAGGUGCUGAACAUUCUCGACAAGUUCCCUCGCCUGACCCGGAACAAGAUUCAGGACUCCAAGAUCGAAACCACCAUCGAAGCCCUCACCCGUUCAGAACACCCGAGCGUGGCCGCCGAGGCGACGCGUCUGCUCGAGGAGUGGGGCAAGCUCGAAGUGGGCUUUCGCAUCAAGAGAAGACGCAAAAUCGACCCCAAUGCACCGGGUUCUCUCGCGACGACAAUACCCUCUUUUGAAGAGCGUCGCAAUAUGGACCGCGAGGAGGACCGGCCCAAGAAGGAGCCGACCUUCGGCGCCGACGUCCCCAAGGGACCCAGGAGCAAUGUUCCCCAACGCAACGCCAGCUUCUACACCGGCAACCGGCAUCAUCGUCGGCCCCAGAACAACUUCAACGGUCAGCUCCCCGAAGGGUGGUUCACGGCCAAGGACGCCCGCGGCAACGUCUAUUUCUAUGACAAGACCGGCGCGACGACGUGGCAGCGUCCCAAUAAGCCAGCCGCCGAGCUGCAAAAGGCCACGUCCAAGGUCUUGCAGGAACAGCAGCUCCUCCAGAAUAUCAUCGACCAGGUCACCAAGGAACGCACCACGCCCAAGUCGUCGGACAAGGGUACCCCGCAGCAAGCAGAAGUCCCGGUAAAGGAGACCAAACAGGAGAAAUGGCGUUCCCUGUCGGUUGAAAAGCAGAUGAAGAUCUAUGAGAACACGCUUUUCCCACAUGUGAAAUAUGUUCUCGACAAGUACAAGCACAAGCUUCCGAAAGAAGAUUUGAAGAAAUUUGGCCGGGACGUCAACAAGAAGCUGGUGUCGUCCGAUUACAAGAACAGUCGCGUCGAGGACCCGACGGCCCCUCUCAGCUCCAAGCAGGAGAAGAAGGUCAAGCAGUACGUUAAAGACUUCUUGGACCGCGCCGUGGUCAAGUUCAGGGACUAUGAGAGUAGAAAGGCGGAGAAGACAGCCAAGCAGAACGGCUCUGCCGAGGGGGCAGUGGAGGCGGAGAUGAAACACCCGGCUCCAGCAGCAGCAGCAGCAGCAGCAGCAGAAUUGGCCGACGCCGUAAAUGAGGACGAGCCCAUGGCUGAUUCGGUCAUCGAGGACGGUAACGACGGCGACGCCGUUGUAUCUGAUGCCGAGACGGCCGCCUCUAUAGGCAGCCAGGAGCGCAAGAGAAAACGUGGGAGCGAAGAGGGGGCCGCUUCGGCGAGUGUAACACCGUCCGAGACACCCUCGGCGAAGCGGUUGAGGGAAGACGAGGCUCAUGCGAACGACAACGACAUAAUUACACCGCCGCCGCCGCCUCCGCCGCCGCCUCCUGAGGUAUGUCCCGAAGGCGGCGGCGCGCCGGAAGCGCUCACCACGGAGCAGAAGGCGCUGCGCGAACAGGAAGAGGCGCUGAUGAGAGAAAAUGAGGAAGCGUUGCGGUUAGACGCCGCUGCUAGCGACCACAACGGGAGGAAAACGGGCGUCCCGGCUCCAGGGGACCAGGGGCGACCCAUUGUCAACGGCCGUCACAGGAACGAGUGAAGCCAUCGGGUCUUGGGGCAGCAAUUGAGAACUGUGGAAACGGAAAACGGGGGCCCAGUUGGUGGAAGUGCCACAUAGGACUUGUAACUGUACGCGGGAAAUUUCUCUUCGUUACUCUUACUUCCGAACGGGGGUGGGGUUGCGCUCUAACAGGAGGUAGACGCCGUGAAUGGCUCGUCUUUGGUAUCUCGGUGCUCACUUGCUGGGUGUGUAUUUGUAUGGAAUGGGAUGAUUCACCCAAGACCAGGGAGGCCCCAAGUAUGACGAGUCGCGGCCCGCGGCCCGCGGAGCAGGGACUAGCAUGCAGAUUUGUUCCACCUCCUGAUGUUAGGAUGGUUAAACGGUCAACCAACAGGACAGGAUUGGGCGUUAUUAUGACGGAGGAUUAGCCUACUGGACAUACCCGGAACUUUCGGUUUAUUUUCCUCGUAUAGUAUAGAUCACUUGUAUUA
Messenger RNA from Sodiomyces alkalinus F11, 3468 nucleotides. RefSeq lists its product as hypothetical. Bases 200 to 3016 code for a protein of 938 amino acids. Lineage: Eukaryota; Fungi; Ascomycota; Sordariomycetes; Glomerellales; Plectosphaerellaceae. The transcript has 3 exons. Gene Ontology annotation, molecular function: histone H3K36 methyltransferase activity; protein binding. The record is from RefSeq and is a predicted model, not a curated record. Gene Ontology annotation, biological process: regulation of DNA-templated transcription. Gene Ontology annotation, cellular component: chromatin; nucleus; chromosome.